Messenger RNA from Gigantopelta aegis, 1621 nucleotides. RefSeq names its product vitamin K-dependent gamma-carboxylase-like. The annotation marks the transcript as partial. The transcript is spliced from 8 exons. Gene Ontology annotation, biological process: peptidyl-glutamic acid carboxylation. The record is from RefSeq and is a predicted model, not a curated record. Gene Ontology annotation, molecular function: gamma-glutamyl carboxylase activity; vitamin binding. NCBI's taxonomy places the organism in Eukaryota, Metazoa, Mollusca, Gastropoda, Neomphalida, Peltospiridae.
CUUUUACGUUAUACAUUUCAUUCAUUGCAGAUCCAGGUUGGUCCGAGUAAAAAACAGGUGGCCUAUUUUAUCCCUGGACACCAGGCUCCAACCAAACCCACAACGUACCACAAAAUAUUUACAGUGUUUACUGUCACCUUCCUCGCCUUGCAACUGUUCCUGCCUUAUUCUCACGGACUUACAAAGGGUUACAACAACUGGACUAAUGGACUGUAUGGUUACUCCUGGGACAUGAUGGUGCACAGCUGGAAGACGCAACAUGUUAGAAUAACGUAUGUCGACAAGGAGACGGGUGAAACAGGCUACCUUGACCCAUACGCGCUGUCCGGUUCCAAGAGAUGGAGUAGCCAUGCGGACAUGUUGAAGCAGUACGCUGAAUGUUUCUCGAACCACCUGCAUACCUACAACAUGUCCCAUGUUGAGCUUUACUUCGAUAUCUGGAAAUCCAUGAAUGACCGAUUUCAGCAACGUAUGUUUGACCCCCGAGUUGAUAUUUUGUCGGCCUCGUGGAGCCCUUUCCACAAGACUUCGUGGGUGAUGCCGCUACUCAUUGACUUGUCUGACUGGCGUGGAAAGCUGGAUGAGAUUGAGCAGAAUCUUUAUAACACGACGAAUCAUACAGAGGUUGUCUUUGUGGCGGACUUUCCAGGUCUGUAUCUCGACAACUAUGUCCAGGAGGAACUGGGCAACACGUCGAUCACCAUCCUGAAAGGUGAGGUGGUCGUGGAGCUGGUUGAACAGACGAAAAACUUCACACUGUCUGAGGGAGAGAGCAUGCAGGUCCCUGCAGGAGAGUUCCACAAUGUGCACACAGUUUCGAGUAGUCCUUCCUGUUAUAUGUAUAUAUAUGUGAACACUACCGAAGUACAGUUCAUGAAGAACUUCACAGAAUAUGAGAAGGCUGUUCAAAAAUUAGAAAAUGAGACAGAUUCUACGGCCAAUGAAACACUCAGCGAAUUUGCCAACGAUCCAAACUUACAUGAGUACAAAAAAGUCUUAGCAGCCAAGUCUGCAAGUCGUUCGAAAAAACAAGAAUCAUUUUGGCAGAAAGUGAAGGACUUUUUCACCUCCAAAUACAGCCUGCUAGUGAGAAGUAUAAGAUUUACCAAAGGAGCCUUGUACAGCAUUCUAACGAACAGUUCGUUUGAUGAUUUUCUCAACGCCACCUACAGGUGGGAAAAUGAAAACAUGCGAGUUGAAACACAGGAGAGAAUUAAGGCAGAUGCCAAGCCAGGUUCCUUGUGAUAUGGGAACAUGUUGGUGACAUUGUCCGAUCCAAAGUACAGAAAGGACCAAACAAGUCAUCAGAAAAUGCUCCCAACAGAAGAAGUCUUUGAGAUCAGAGCUCAUGCUUAUAAAACAUUUGUAUCCUGCAAUCUCUGUUUCUGUUGGCUGAUCAUGAUGACCGAUCGAAGCAAAUUCAUAAACAUAUACUAAAAGAUUAUGAUUUUUUUUAUGUUAUGUCACAUGCAUUAUCGUACAUUGUAGCUGAAAUAAACAGAAAUAAUCAGGGCACAGUAUUUCACGAGAACCGUUGUUGUGUAUCAGUUACGUGGUGAACAAUUACAUUCUAAAAUUAAAAGUACCAUAUAUCUGUAUUGGAAGUGAAAGUCAGUUUAUG